GCGGCAGCGGCGCAAGAUGGCGGCCACCACGGGUGCGGGAGUAAAAGUUCCUCGUAAUUUUCGUCUGUUGGAAGAACUUGAAGAAGGUCAGAAAGGAGUAGGUGAUGGAACAGUUAGCUGGGGCCUUGAAGAUGAUGAAGAUAUGACACUUACAAGAUGGACAGGAAUGAUUAUUGGGCCUCCAAGAACAAUUUAUGAGAACAGAAUAUACAGCCUUAAAAUAGAAUGUGGGCCUAAGUAUCCAGAAGCACCUCCAUUUGUAAGAUUUGUAACAAAAAUUAAUAUGAAUGGAGUAAAUAGUUCUAAUGGAGUGGUGGACCCCAGAGCCAUAUCAGUCCUAGCAAAAUGGCAGAAUUCUUAUAGUAUCAAAGUUGUUCUGCAAGAGCUUCGGCGUCUAAUGAUGUCUAAAGAAAAUAUGAAACUUCCUCAGCCACCUGAAGGACAAUGUUACAGCAAUUAAUUAAAAAAAAAAACAAAACAUGCCCCCCUUAUUCAACUUAAGCUGUCUUCAUUUUCCACAGUAGUAAAUUUUCUAGAUGCAUCUUGUAGACCUCAAAAUACUGGAAAGGAAGUUCCCAUUCAAAGGAAGUUUUUCUUGAGAUACUGUAAAUGAUACUAAUUUUUUUUCAUUUGAAAUAUAAGUUGUGCUAUAACAAAUAAUCCUGUCGUGUAACCACUGUCCACAUAGCUGAACUUCUGGUAUCAGGAAAAGUCUAUUUAAAUUUAUUACUGUCAAGACCAGUGUGGCACAUCUAACUUAACUGUGAAAGCAUACAUCCCACAAUCACCUUGCUGUGUGUCUGGCCUGAGUUUUGUUUUUUUUUUUUCUUUUUCUGUCUUUUGCAAUAGAGUCGAAGCUCAGGGCUAUUUAUUAGAGUAGACACAAAGGUUUUUGCUUCCAGUACUGCACUGGGCUUUAUGGACUACUAAUGGGGAUGUGUGCUAACCUCAGUCAUCCCUCCCUUUGUGCUAUCUCUAGUAAAGGCUGAAUGUGACUGUGGUCGUUUUUGGUUUUUUAUUAUUUUUUUUAAAUGCCCUGAUAAUCUGGGGCAAGCUUUCCUUCUUCCCUUUGGCCAAGGCAUAGAUUGUAUUUCUCUUCCUGGUCCCCCUCACCAGUGACGUGGGCUUUGGGUGAGGGAUUCAGGGUUCUUUUAAUCUCCUCCCUCUUCCCCUCUUUUUAGUGGGGGUGCUGCUUUCUUUUUGCCCCUCUUUGUGACUCUUCUCACCCCUGGCCAGCAGGGGUAAGCGUUGGGGCAAUAACUUGACCUGUUCCCUCCUGCUUAUCACUUUGGUUUUGCAACAAAUUUAGUCUUCACCAGCCUGGGAAACAAGAGUAUCUAUUCUGCUCGCAAAUUUGGAUUUUCCCUGUCCCUCCAGCACUGCUGCCACACCGCCAAGCUGGCCACGGCUGAUGUUAUUAGAUAGGCUUUUGACGUGGUGAAAAGAGCAGUAAUUUACCAGGAUUGCCGAAAUCUUCUGCUGCCAAACCGUAAUGGGGAAACUGCACACAGAGAUUCUGAACACACACUCCAGCUCAAAUAGUUGUAUUUUGGUGCUUUGGAUUGACCCGAGAAUGUUAACUAACGAAAUGUUGCACUUACGUUUGGCCCUUCUAAAGAUGUGACGACUACAGACAAAUCAAAUCAGUGUAGUAGAUUUUAUUAGGAUUCUGUAAGUCUUAGAAGAGAAAUCUCUUCAGUGAAGAUUUUGGGGAAGUGGUGCAUACAGCAGAUUAAGGACCUUUAUUGGCUUUGCAUCCUGGCAAAUCACUGCCUUUUCUGGUUUACUGUUUCGGACCACUAACUGCUGAAAUGUGGAUGCAAGCUUACAUACAACCAACCUAGUGUGUCCUAAGUUUUAUGAAAAAUUCAGUGUUUGUGUAAAAAAAGAAAAAAAAAAAAAAGAAAAAAAAAGAAAAAAGUAAAAAUAAACACAUUUUAAAGCAGCAGCUAUCAAGUCAAUGAACAUUUGAUGUUUCCAUUAACUCUUUUGAGGAAGAUAUUAGUUGUAAGGAUUUAACAUCCUCUGUAAUUAAAGUUUAACAUAACAGUAUUCCAUAAGCAGCCUUUUUAUUGUAUCAGACCAUUGCCUGAUUUUAAUAUAAUAAAAAGUGUGCAUUAAUAUUAGAAGGCUUUAAUUGUAUUUAUGUUUAGAUUUUUGAUCCCUUAUGGAAUUCUUGAUUUGUUGGAAGUAUCUUCCUACAGAUCACGUUUAGUUAACAGUAUGUAAACUGGUGGCGAAAGGCAAUUGUCUUUAUCCAGCUGCUGCUGCUGUGCCACAGAGAAUCUUUAGUUUUAGUUUAAACCUCAGACUCCCAUAGACUUGGCAGUUGGUAACGUUACAUGAUCCUAAGGAACCGCUGAAACGAAUUUCUAGAUACCUGUGCUGUCUGAAGGUGCUCUGUCAUUGCAAUGACCUUUAUGUGCUGUAGUCCUGAGGAAAUCAGAUCCAUACAGUUGCACGUUACACUGUCUGUCAAGUUCAAGCAGAACUUCACAACCUGAAAUUUUACCUGUUUUCCCUCAAAUAGUGGAGUGUGAAAAGCUGACCUUCUCUCCAAAUCUGGAUAAAAACGAGGCUGUGAAAUUUUGGCCUUUUCCAAGUGUAAAGUGUCUCCACUUCAGAGGAUUGCCCGAAGGUACUCGUUGUGCAUUCACUUCAGUGUUGUGGUGAAACAAGGUUCUUCCUGGGUUUGGAAUGAAAAAGGGAAUGACCUUUUGUGAAACUUUGUGAAACUUGCUGCUGGCUUCUAGCCUGGAAUACUACUCAAUCCUUUGGUAGCUCGGAGGGUAUCUGUGAAGACAAUGCGACGAAUACUUUGUCAGCAUCGUGUGUGUGUGUUUAUUUAAAUAGCUUGGUAUCUAAAGACGUUAAUGGGAAUUGGAACAAUGCUUGAUAAUUAUAGCGUGCUGCUUGAUUAUCUCUGUUUUUCAGAGCUCUUGUAAGAGUGCCCUUGCCCUGUUCGGGAGGAUAUGGUUGGUGCAUGUUUGGGGCCUCCCCCAACCUUCGUACUUCAAGUAACGAUUUUAAAACCUUGAAACUGGUUUGCUUUGCAAGUUGUACGGGCUAGAGCAUUCCACCCUGACCUGGGCCAUGCUCCGCUGGGAGCUGUGCUGGCAAGAGCCAUGUGUUAACAACAUUUGCCAUACGAAGUUGGGUGGUGCUUUAAAAAAAAGAAGGGGUUCACUAUAAAUUUUCUCACCUAGGAGUUGCACUCUUUGAACACGUCAGCGCUCCAAUGCACUGCUGUUCCGCUCUCGACCAAGUGGGAGUGGUAUGGAAAAAUAACGCCCUAAGAGUCAGCUGCCAUUGAAUCUACAUGUUGUAGCUUUGUCAGUGUAUGCAACCUACAAACUACGUAGUGGAAGAGACCGGUUGUCCCACCACCUGGUUGCUUGUUUGUGCUUCAAAAAUGAGGUGGGGAAAUGAAACCAUGUCUUAUCUGUAUUUAUCCUAACUCUGGCAAUGUAAAGGCAAAGUGUUUAGUUGAUCCCUGCUGACCCUCAGUUUAUGUCCUGAACCAGUGUCUCUUAAGAGAAAGAUAUGAAGGGAUAAUAAAUAAAAUAAGUGGACUGGCCAUAAAAUAAGUGCUGUUCCUUGGAGCAGUGCUGCUGGAGGUGGCUGAAGCAGUGCUCAGGGAGGAGAUGGGUUUGAGCAGGAGAUCGCCAUGCGGCUGCCCCUUACGGCUUCCUGCAGAGGGUCUGUGAGCCAUCCUUGUACCAAACGUGCUGGCCACUUCCAGUAAAAACCCCUCACCUGCCAGUGCUCUCCGUGGGUGUGGAGCGAGCUUUUGGCUCGGCUCGUAGGGUGAAGGCGGUAGAGGGAGCUAGCAAGCUUUACAAGGCUUGGGUCUGAGUAAGGUGCAAAUGCUGCUCAGUUCAACUGUUAAGUCCUCUUGUGGGAACCGCUUUUCAUAUUUAUCCUGAAUCAAUUUCAAUUUUAAAAGCCUGUUUAUCAUGACUUUCUCACUGUACAGGCAUUAACUUGCUAGGGGGAAAACCAGCACUGCAGUGAGAUUUUAAUUGUUAAUAAAGACUAAUUGUUGUUUGCU
Gymnogyps californianus (California condor) is the source of this 4051-nucleotide messenger RNA. RefSeq names its product ubiquitin conjugating enzyme E2 V1 (gene UBE2V1). Lineage: Eukaryota; Metazoa; Chordata; Aves; Accipitriformes; Cathartidae. Gene Ontology annotation, cellular component: nucleus. The record is from RefSeq and is a predicted model, not a curated record. Gene Ontology annotation, biological process: DNA damage tolerance; protein K63-linked ubiquitination. The transcript has 4 exons. The coding region runs from base 17 to 460 and encodes 147 amino acids.